Messenger RNA from Camponotus floridanus (Florida carpenter ant), 1965 nucleotides. RefSeq names its product mitochondrial import inner membrane translocase subunit TIM44. Gene Ontology annotation, molecular function: protein-folding chaperone binding. The transcript has 7 exons. The coding region runs from base 295 to 1524 and encodes 409 amino acids. Gene Ontology annotation, cellular component: mitochondrial inner membrane. NCBI's taxonomy places the organism in Eukaryota, Metazoa, Arthropoda, Insecta, Hymenoptera, Formicidae. The record is from RefSeq and is a predicted model, not a curated record. Gene Ontology annotation, biological process: protein import into mitochondrial matrix.
AUGACUGAAAUAUAAUUAACUGAAAUAUAAUUGUUUGUUCGCGAGUGAAUACGUGACUGCUACGAGGAAACAACAAAGGAUGAAACAACAAAAGAGAAGGACAUCUGGAAAAGUAUCGGACAGUCAGAAAGCAGGGAGAGAGCCUGAAACAGCCAGAGACAUGCGUUUCAGAAUAUUGCAUCUUGUAGAGCAAGCUUAAGGGGAGCGACAAGGUCGGUGCAGUCGACGAGAAAUUUGAGAAAUGGUUCGAGAGAACGUUUGUCGUUACGUACGCUUCCACCGACAUCGGUGGAAAUGCUCAAUGUACAAAUGCAGUUGAUUCGACUGUAUUCGAGUCCGGCACGGCGACCAAGCUUCUUGUCUCAGUUCAUCGAAAAUAUCAAACAAGAAAUGCAAAAGAACAAGGAAAUGAAAGAAUCUUUAAAGAAAUUUAGAGAGGAGGCUGAAAAAUUGGAGCAAUCAGAAGCACUGCGUACAGCGAGACAAAAAUUUCACGCUGUUGAAUCUGAAGCUAGCAAAGGUUCGGAAGCUAUUAAGGAAAAGCUAGAUACGCUUAAAGAAAAGGUUCAAGAAGUUAUCGAGGAGGCAAGUAAGACUGAAUUAGGGAAACGCGCUGGCCAAUUAGGCGAAGAGAUUACGAAAUCUGCCAAAGGUGCGGCAGAAACAAUUUCUGAAAAGAGCCAAGCACUUGGUAAGACAGGUGCAUUUCAAACGAUAUCGCAUACUGCGGAGGCCGUACGAAAUGAACUUGACCAACAUGGAAUUCUAGGCAAAGUUUAUGUUCCACCAAAAAAACUACGAAAAAGGAAAGAAGUAUCAAUAGAACCUAGAGAAAUUAUGCCUGAUCAAAAAACAACUGGUGUAGAGAUACAUAAAGAUUUUAUGUUUUCCAAUGCUUGGCAAAAAUUUAAGGAAAAUAAUCCAUACGUGAAUAAGGUAAUGGAUUGGAAGAUGAAAUACGAUGAAUCAGAUAAUGCCAUAUUUCGUGCUUCCAAAUUGCUUACGGAUAAAGUUUCGGAUAUUAUGGGCGGAUUGUUUCAAAAGACCGAGUUAUCGGAGACUCUGACGGAAAUCUGUAAACUGGAUCCCAAUUUUAGUAAAAUUCAAUUCCUGAAGGACUGUGAAACUGAUUUCAUUCCGAAUAUUCUCGAAGCGAUGAUCAGAGGCGAUCUCGAGAUUCUGAAGGAUUGGUGUCACGAAGGGCCUUAUAAUUUAAUCGCACAGCCACAUAAGGAAGUGAAGAAGUUAGGGCAUUAUUCGGAUAGUAAAAUUCUAGAUAUUGACAAUGUGGAUCUGAUGAUGGGCAAGAUGAUGGAACAAGGGCCCGUUUUAAUCAUUAGUUUUCAAUCUCAACAAAUCAUGUGCGUGAGGAACUCGAAGAAUGAGGUGAUUGAGGGAGAUCCACAAAAAGUGAUGCGCGUCAAUUAUGUUUGGGUAAUGUGUCGCGAUCGGACGGAACUCAAUUCCAAGGCCGCGUGGCGUUUGCUCGACCUUAGUGCCACCAGUUCGGAACAACUGGUAUAGUGUACGAGCGGGACAAAACUCAGCAUAAGCGUAUGAAUUACUCAAAAAAUUCAGUACGAUCAAAAGGAAUCGUCGUAUAAUGUGAAUUGAAAUAAUUGCGUUGAAAUGAGUGAUUAAACGCUAUAGAAAUUUCUUAACGAUCGCAAUAAGCGAUCUCACCGAUUUACCAGUCUACAUGAAGCGCAAGUAUUUCUUAUAAAUUGAAAUGUUUAUUUAUGUAUACAAGAUUCUAGCAACGCGAAGCAUGUAAAUUUUAAUUUUGCGUGAUGUAAGUUCAUACAUAUUGUUAUCAUUUAUAAAAUAAUAUAUUUGUAACCGUAAUCACCAGAGUCAGGAUCUCGAUGCCGUUUUCCCCACUCCCAAGUGCUAGCGAUCGAGCGUCGUGAAAAGCAAUAUCAUCUAUGCCGGUGUAGUGAUGAUAGCAAAGAGGGGACCUCAUAG